Molecule: messenger RNA, 3375 nt
Organism: Linum trigynum
Lineage: Eukaryota; Viridiplantae; Streptophyta; Magnoliopsida; Malpighiales; Linaceae
Source: the annotation of a GenBank genome assembly
CACAAUUACUUUUUUUUUAUUCAUUAUAAAAAGACACGUACUGGGAUUCGAACCAUGACCAUUUUAAAGAAAAGCAAAGAUCAUAACCAAUCACACUAAAUACAUUUGUUGUAUCUUUUUAAAUUAAAAACAUAUAAUAGCAGGGAGGAAAAAACCAUUCCCCCAUUUCAAAUUCCCUGCUCCGGGAGCGUUUGUAGGAAGGGCAGAAUAGAGAGUGUCAAUUUUUUUCUCUUUCCUCCGUGGAACGGGCCAACUUACCGUACACAUGCGGAUUUAAACGGGUCCAGGAGUGUCAAUUUUUUUCUUUAAGCCCUUUUAUUUCUCCAUGGUGAUAAAAUAUAGGCAAAAUUCAUCUGUAAGGCCAAAACUUUCACGUUUGUGACAAUAAUAGCCACUUUUGGCGAAAUACCAAAUAUAGCCAGAAUUUAGAAAGUUUCAUGACAAAUAUAGCCAUUUCCGUUACAUAUAUUAACGCCGUCAGUAACACCAUUAGUCAAAUUAAUGGAUUGCUUAGCUGGCUGCCAACUCACCGGACACAUCAUCGACAAGUCAACAAUAUUUGCCAUGUCAUAUUUUAAUUUAAAAAUAAUGAAAAAUCAUUAAUUUUUUCCCCAUCCUCUCUCCUCUCCCACCACUGGAUGCUGCCGUAGAACUCUCUCUUCUCCCUCUCCUCUUCUCCUUCCACACUCUCCACCUUCCACCACCGACCCCAACCACCAAACCCAUAUCCUUCCCCCGACUCCGAUGGCGUUCCAGAUUCAAUCCACCACCGACCCCCCCGACGCCGCUUUGUCCUCCCAAAUCCACCCAGAUCUAAAAUCUCCAGUUGAUUUUUGUUUCGAUUUUACAAAGCUUCAAAACCGACAAGAAUUGUGAAAUGAACAUGAAGAUGAGAGGGGGAUGGGGGCGACUGGGAAAUGCAACGGUCGGUUGAUGAUGGCGACGAUGAUGGGUCGCCAGCUCCUUGGCGAUGGUAUCGAGCAAUGGCUUCCUCGCCUUCGACAUCUACAGCCUGUGCAUAGCCACGAAAUGAGCCGCCGCGUCGGACGACUCGUCAUGGAUAGGAUAUUUUCAGAUUUGAGUGAACAGGAGAUUGGAAUUUAGAUCUAUAUAGAUGGAGAUAGGAGAUUGGAAAUUAGGGGGAUGUGGGGUUUCAAGUUUUGAUGGAUUUGGGGUUUCAAGUUUUGAGAUGGUUGUUGGAUGAAGUGGUUCUGGGUUUCAAUGGAGGAGAAUAUGGUGGGAAUAAGAAUUCUGUGGAAGAGAAUUUGGGCGGAGACGAGAUGGAAACAGAGAAUGUUUUAUCGAUGAAGUGGAAACAGAGGCGGAGGCGGCGGAGAGCGGUUGCGGUUGGAAGCCCAUUUCUUGGGACAUGUGGUCUUGGAAAGCCAUUCUUGGAAAGCCAUUCUUCCUCUGUUUCGCUGAAAAUUUCACAGUAGCAACAUUAAUUUGUUUAGUCGGCAGAGAGAGAGAGAAAGGGGAAGGAAGAAAGAUGGAAGCUUUGUCGAAGAAUUGAAGAAGGAGAAGUGGGUAAGGGCGUGUUUGUCGGAAUUUUCAGUGGUGGACUUUUGGUGGGAGAUCGGACGGUCGGAUGUGGGGUUUGGGCAAUUUUUGUUUUUAUAUAUUUUUUUCAUUAAUCUAUGUGGCAAUGUUGUAUCUAAUGCAUGGUAUCUAUUGCUAAAAAUAAAAAAAAAUUUAACAAUAAACUAAUGCAUGGUAUCUAAUGGGCUAACCGCUAACCAUAAAAUAAAAGUGUUGAAUGGGUCUGACCUACACGGGAUUUGGCCAUCAAGUAAAACAAAUGUACAAUAUUGGUUUGUCAUUCUAAAACAAGCUAUUUUCUCUGGCAUAAUGUAUAUAUUAUGCUAUUAUUUUAUAUCUUAGUGGCUAAAAUAUAAUGUAUUUUAAAGUUAUUCAAUGGUUCAACCUCGACCAACCCAAUUAGUCCAAUUUUUAUCAUUUCAAAUGUAUAUUAUAUAAUUAUUUGAUAUCAUAAUGAUCAAAAUAUAAUGUAUUUUAUAGGGAAUCGUUUGGUAUUUGUUAGUAAAAAAACUAAACGGAACGAUCUAUUUGAUUAUUUUAAACAUUAAAACGAUCCUAAACAUCUUUAGUUCCUUUUGAAAUUUUAUGGUUUAAUUCCCGAUGUGAAAAUGGCGAAUUGCAGUCAUCUCUUUUCUUUCACUAUUUUUUAUUUUCAAAUAGAAAGUUUAAAAGUAAAGAAUAAUUAGAAUUUGGCAUGGGUCAGUCAAACAUGCUGAAUUUCAAGUUUUGGCCCGUUUUGAUAAAGUCUAAUUUAUAAUCACAUGUUUUCCUGAUACCCGAUAAAAAUCUCAAUCCAAACCAGUUUGGCAGGUGAGUCUGUGUUUACCACCAUUUUCUAGGGAUACGACAACGGCGGUUCCUAUCCCAAAUCGUGCUGUUCGUUCUUGACUUCCUUAGAUUUUAUCAUGGCCUAACAAAAAUCAGAAAGCACAAUGACGACAAGAUGAAAGUUUUAUAAAGCAAAUUAAUCGACCAACGGGCCGAGUAAAAGCUAGCAACGAUUGUGAGAGACUCAUUUCCCGAAAACCGACGAGAUAGGCGAUUUUUUAUUCAAUUUUCUGGAAUUCGGUUUCUAUAAAACUUACUCCACCUCAUCAUAUUACCAGAAACAAUAUUGUUUCACAAGGUAACAUGUACUUGAUUUUGGUUCAUAAGGCCGAUUUUUGAUUCAUUGCAUCAUUCAUGUCUCUUUCCUGCUAAAAUUUACUAUUUUUAUCACGAGUUUCCCAAAAAAAAAAAAACUAUACAACAAUAAGCUAUACACCCCAUUACAUUAUCAAAUUUCAUACCUCACCUUCCUCCGGCCAACUGGCCGGGGCCAUGCUAGUUUUCAUAACCACAGAAGUCUGCAAGAUUGCUGCUUCCAGAUUUAGAAUUGAAAGGAUUCCUGGGGGUGGUUUGCUUGAGCCAACCAACAAUUUGUACUGGGAGCAAAUAACAUUCUAAGGAGAGUGAUUAAUCACGCCUUCAACCGAUUCUUUCCUACCAGAUCCUGACAAUCUUAGAGUGUUAUUUGGAAAAAAACUGGAUUUUGGAACGAAAAAUAUGUUCAAGGCGUAUGCUAUUCACAAAUGGACGAUGAAUUGAUGCAUAAGGACCCCGUAUUGGAAAUGAAGAAAAGAUGUCACGGUCCAAAUUUUCUCUACCGGUCUAUUGCUCCCGGAAGGAAAAGAAGAUUGUGACAUCCCUAGAAACCGGUAAUACUCUGCCCCUCCUGUUCCUUGAACUUGGGAUGUCAGAAUGGAUGCAUCGGAUGCAUAUGUUAUUGCAUGCAUAUACUGAAAGAAAGAUUUGGUUCCUGGAUAGAUUUCGAAGCAAUAUAAGCGUGGAUUAAUG